AUGGCUUCUCUCGCGGCCUUGGGUGGAGCGUGCUUGGCUGGCAUUGGCUGCGGAGCAGGUGUCGUCAAGCUGAAGGCGACAGCUGUCGCGUCAACUGCCACAACACAGGCUUCGGGGGCUAGUCCUGCACCAGUGGCGAGUGAAGCAGGUGACAAGAAGCGCAUCGCUCAGUGUAACUGUGGACAGCUUCGUGUGACAGUCACUGGACCUGACCCAGAGAGGAUCAGCCUUUGCCACUGCAACUUGUGCCAGAAGCAGUCUGGCAAUAUCUUUGCGGUCCAAGCUCGCUUCCCAAAAGAACAGGUGGCAAUCGAAGGAAAGUCGACAUCUUGGAAGCUUCCGAAAGACGAAGCCGAUCAGAUCGCGUACCGGAACUGCGUCAGUCUCGGAGGCGGUGCCGUCUUCCAUUUCUGCCCGGAGUGUGGUUCAACGGUUUGGUACACGGCCGAUGCGGAUGCUGCACGAAUUGGCAUAAAGGUCGGAUGCUUCACGGACCCUUCCUUCCCGCCGCCCAAGCUGUCGGGCUUCGAGUCUUAUAUGCAUCCCUGGGCGUUGAAUACUCCCGCUCUGCAGGUGCAACACAUCCCAUAA
This is a messenger RNA of Symbiodinium necroappetens, 591 nucleotides long. NCBI's taxonomy places the organism in Eukaryota, Dinophyceae, Suessiales, Symbiodiniaceae. The record is from the annotation of a GenBank genome assembly.